Messenger RNA from Suillus paluster, 468 nucleotides. RefSeq lists its product as uncharacterized. The record is from RefSeq and is a predicted model, not a curated record. Bases 1 to 468 code for a protein of 155 amino acids. The transcript is spliced from 4 exons. NCBI's taxonomy places the organism in Eukaryota, Fungi, Basidiomycota, Agaricomycetes, Boletales, Suillaceae.
AUGACCACUGGAUUCUGCCUUGAAGCUGGUGUGUUUGCGCUGCUGUUCCUGGCAAGUUGGUUGUGGAGUAUUAUGGGUGUUACUUCUAAGCAGAGUCCAGACUCCAAUUUGAAUGUGACUACACGCAGUAAAAUAACCAACGCACGACUCAUUCAGAUGGCAUUUGCAAGCCAAGCUUCAGUACCACCCCAAUCUAUAAGAGUGCAAGCCGUUGUGUUGUCAAACAGAGCAAUUCCUCACACUGCUGCAAUAGAGUAUUGUGUCCGAUACCCAGUGCACAUAGCUGUCAGUCUCUGGCAGCAAGGUAACACGCUGGUGCAAAUUGUGCAUAUAAGCACACACAUCUUUGAGCUCAGGGGAUAUGACAUCCCAUCCUUCUGUGUCAAUGCAUUGGAGUACUGCGAGAAAGCGAUUCUGGAGGGUAUUAUGCUCAGGAACUCCUGCUUUGUAGCCAAGCUCAAUGUAUAA